GGACAGAGCCAAGGCGCGUCCCGCCCCAGAGACCCGGGCUGCAGAGUUUCAGUUUCGUUUCCCGAGAGGUCCCUCCCUGUUCCCCGCAGAGCCACCUUCUUUUCCUUGCUCUGUGGUCCCGUCGGACCGUUGCCUGAAACAGGUCGCCAGGAUUAACAGACUACACUUGGAAACACGAAAGAGUAUAAACGUCUAAAGACACACGUGGGACCCAAGGAUGGCCUUUCACACGGGUGCUGGAGCAGCUGCGGCCCCUGAAACAGCAGGUAUGACUGCCUCACUCUCGCUCUUACUUAAGAAAGGCUUUGCUCAGCUCUUCCCUCCGUGCAGAAGAGGGCACACGGAAGGAGACUAUCUCCCCCUCGGGGGCUCAGCCGAUUCUCAUGAAGAACACACUAGAUGGCAAAUUCCCAUUAAACACAACGUCUUCGAAUUUUUAAAAAGCAAGGAGAGCCAACUGUGUGAAGUCCUCCAGAAUAAGUUUGGAUGUGUCUCUACCCUGAGCUGUCCAGCUCUAGCAGGAAACAGCUCUCCCGCUCAGCAGGUCUUCAGAAAGAGGCUGACCCCUAGCAUAGAGUUAUCCGUCUGGAAGGAUGACCUCACCAGACAUGUUGUUGAUGCUGUGGUGAACGCAGCCAAUGAAGAUCUUUGGCACGGAGGUGGCCUGGCUGGAAGCUUGGUGAAAGCUGGGGGCCUUGAAAUCCAAACCGAGAGCACAAAAUUAGUCAAUAACUAUGGUAAAGUUUCAGUUGGUGGAAUAGCUGUCACGAGCGCAGGGAGGCUUCCUUGCCGUUGGAUCAUCCAUGCCGUCGGUCCUAGGUGGACAGCAACGGACAGCCCCAUGAAAGCUAUUGCAUUGCUGAAAUGUGCCAUUUGUAAUAUUCUAGACUAUGUCACCAGAAACGGUACACACAUUAAGACAGUAGCAAUUCCAGCCCUGAGCUCUGGCAUUUUCCAGUUUCCUCUGGAUUUGUGUACACGCACCAUUUUAGAAACUAUCCAGUUUUAUUUCCAAGGGAAGCAGACGAUCAGUGAUUUGAAAGAGAUCCACCUGGUGAGCAAUGAGGGCCCUACUGUUGCGGCCUUUAAGUACGCGUCAGAAAGCAUCCUGGGGAAGGAGCCGGGCCUCUGGGAGAUUCCAGAAACUACUCCUUCUUCACAAGUGACUCUCCAAAUUGGCCAGGGCCUGACGUUCCAGAUUGUCCAAGGCCACAUUCAAAUGCAAACAACAGACGUAAUUGUUAAUUCCACAAACAAAUAUGAUCUUAAAGGCGGAUGUGUAUCUAACUCAAUUCUUAAACAAGCGGGACUUGAAAUGGAAAGGGAACUCGACAAGUUUAGGUGCUCUGCAGAUGAGGUGGUACGUGUCACAAAAGGAUUUAAAUUGUCCUGUCAGUAUGUGUUCCAUGUGAUAUGGCAACCCAAUAACAAAUACCAGCUAUUGAAAGAUGCCAUGAGGAGCUGUCUGAAAAAAUGCCUUAACCCGGAUAUAAAUUCCAUUUCCUUUCCUGCUCUUGGGACAGGAGCGAUCGAUUUAGAGAAGAGUAUAGCAGCACAGAUAAUGUUUGAUGAAGUUUUGGCAUUUGCCAAAGAGCACAGGGAAAAAACACUAACUGUGAAGAUUGUGGUCUUUCCAGUAGAUACGGAGGUAUACAGAGUUUUCUGUGCUGAAAUGACAAAGAGGUCCAGUGAGCUGAGUCUCAGCAUGAACAGUGCUGUUCCAGUCUCCCAGUGGACCAGAAGGGAGCAAAGAAGUGGGCUUGAAGCUGGAUUCCCUGCCAUCAAUCUGAUGGGUGUGAAUGCGGGAGAGAUGUGUGAGGCCAAAGAAUGGAUUGAAAGGUUGCUGACCUCUGAGGACCACCACAUCAUUGAGAAUAAUCAUAUUCUCUACCUUGGGAAGAAAGAGCAUGACACGCUGUCUCAGCUCCAGAAAACCGCAUGUGUCUCCAUUUCAGAGACUGUCAGUCCAGGAAAGGCAACUUUGGAGAUUAGAGGUGCCCAGGCUGACCUCAUUGGAGCAGUGAUGAGUAUUGAGUCUAUGCUGUGUGAAAUUCAGGAAGAAGUGGCGAGAAAAAAGGAGAAGAGUCUCUUGAGCUUGUCAGGACAGCAAGGGAAACUGGAUGAAAUGGAAGAGUUUUGCACAUAUCAACGAUACCCGGCAUCUUUAACUUGGGAACUUGAGGACCGAAAGAAACAGUUUGAAAAGUAUGGCUUGUGGGUUGUGAAGGUGGAGCAGACACACAAUAAGGCACUCCUGGCUGCCUUCCAGGAGAAGAAGAAAAUGAUGGAAGGGAGGGCACCGAGGGGAUCUGGGAGCCAAAGGUUGUUUCAGCAGGUCCCAUAUCAGUUCUGCGAUGCGGUGUGCAGAGUCGGCUUUCACAGGCUGUACUCGGCGCCCUGUGACCCAGUUUAUGGAACCGGCAUAUAUUUCACCAAGAGCCUCAGAAAACUAGCAGACACAGUCAAAAAGACCUCUAGUGCAGAUAAGCUAAUCUAUGUGUUUGAGGCAGAAGUACUCACAGGCUCCUUUUGUCAGGGUAAAUACUCAAAUAUUGUCCCUUCACCAUUGAGUCCUGGGGCCUUAGAUGCUCAUGACAGCAUGGUUGACAGUGUUUCCAACCCUGAAACCAUUGUUGUUUUUAGUGGCACGCAAGCGAUGCCCCAGUAUCUGUGGACUUGUACACAGGAUAGGACACUGUCAGAGCGUCAGAUAUGGUCACAGGACUGCUCAUCAGGACCAGACAUGGACUCUUCACUGCAUUCCUGGGUGAAGAUCUCAAGUGGCAGCCCUGUUUAGUGAAUUGACAAAAUAACGACUGUGAGUGACUUACAGAGUGGCUUGAACAUAAAUUGUUCAAACAACUGGGUUACUAAAGACACCUAGUACAUAUUACCAUCUUAGUGCCUUUGUCUUUACCUCUGGGCUUGAGUGGAAAGAUACCAACUAAAACUUGUUCCUGUCUCUUCUUGACAUCUCCAUCUCCUUUCCUAUAGCAAGAAUAUUUUAUAUAUAACAAAGAUUUUUUUUUCUAGUAAGUAAUUCAAGCCUGUUAUUUUCUAAAAUGAUGAUAGUAUCAUUUGGACAACAGAAUGAUUUUAGAUUUUCUGUAUAAUUUUAUAAAGUGCUUUGGAUAUACAAAUAAAUCACCAUUGUUUGAGUUA
Molecule: messenger RNA, 3162 nt
Organism: Meriones unguiculatus (Mongolian gerbil)
Lineage: Eukaryota; Metazoa; Chordata; Mammalia; Rodentia; Muridae
Gene: Parp9
Product: poly(ADP-ribose) polymerase family member 9
Exons: 11
Coding region: 218-2797 (859 amino acids)
Biological process (GO): positive regulation of type II interferon-mediated signaling pathway; negative regulation of gene expression
Cellular component (GO): nucleus; cytoplasm
Molecular function (GO): ubiquitin-like protein ligase binding; transcription corepressor activity; NAD+ poly-ADP-ribosyltransferase activity
Source: RefSeq, a predicted model, not a curated record